AUGCUUGUUUCUACUCAAAUACCGCAUCUCCGGAAGACGGAUACUGGCCAGCAACUCGUCGUGAAUGGCCAACCCUUUCUUUCACUAGCUGCCGAGCUACAAAACUCGUCUCUCACUUCUGCUGAGUAUAUGGACACAGCAUGGCAGAAGCUUGUUGAUACCAAUAUCAACACUGUCCUGGGGUGCGUUACUUGGGAGGAUAUUGAGCCGGUUGAAGACCAGUUCAACUUCUCCGAGCUGGACAAGGUCAUCCUAGGAGCCAGAAAACAUGGAUUGCAUUUGGUCUUGUUGUGGUUUGGCUCUUUCAAGAACGGAAUCUCUACAUACGUGCCACCGUGGGUCAAGACGAACACCAAGCGAUUCCCAAGGGCAAAACUACGCAAAGCUGGUGGCUUACUGCAGACGGGAGAUGUCCUGUCUAUCUUCCAUGAGGCAGGAUGUCAAGCUGAUGCCAAAGCCUUUUCCACGCUGCUGAGCCACAUCAAAGACCUCGACGAAGCUCACUCCACUGUCAUCAUGGUCCAGGUUGAGAACGAGACAGGGCUGCUGGGCGACUCCCGCGAUGGGUCAGCAUCAGCUGAGAAGCACUUCAACGAGCCUGUCCCAGAGGAUCUAGUGCAAUUCCUAGCCCAAGACUGGGAAGCACUGCACGUUGAUCUUAAAUCGAACCUUGACCACUUCAAAACCCAGGAUAGUCCUCGCGGGACCUGGGAGCAAGUCUUCGGCAAGAACCCACACACAGACGAGCUGUUCAUGGCCUACCACUACGCCCGCUACCUGAACAAGGUAGCCAGCGCCGGCAAGGAAGCAUACCCUAUCCCACUGUACACGAAUGUCUGGCAGAACUACGUCGGCGACGACGGCGACAAUGACUUCCCUGUCGUUGUCGGAGGCGGCGGCGCACCAGGAGACUAUCCCUCCGGCGGCGGCACGAGCAACGUCCUCGACAUCUGGCAACAGUUCGCCCCUUCGCUGGACUUCAUCGCACCAGACGUAUAUCUAAACGACUACGCCAGCUCCUGCCGCAAAUACCGACACCGCAACCAGCCGCUGUUCAUCCCCGAGCAGCGACGCGACGAGUAUGGCGCCCGACGCAUCUGGACCGCCUACGGCUCCUACCAAGCAAUCGGAGUAUCGCCCUUCGGAAUCGACACGUUGGAACCCGACACAAACCCGUUCACGCGGCACUACGGGCUUCUGAACUCUGUGUCGCGGAUCGUACUCGACGCACAGACGCGCCCGAACGCAUCUGUCGGGUUCUUCUUCGACGAGCUCGCAGCCGACGGAUCGGACUCCUGCAAGCCUGUUGUCAAACACUGGGGUGGUUAUGAGAUCACGAUUGAGCGGUGCUUUGUGUUUGGUAAGGCGGGGCCGGGUGCUGGCAUGGUUAUUCACCUCGGUGGGCCUCGGUUCCUUUUGAUCGGAUGGGGGUUCCAGGUCCGAGCGCGGUCGCUAUCGAGCAGCAGUACGUUUACCGGGUUCCUGCGGUUCGAGGAGCAGACGGUGAGUGACAAAGAGAGUGGGGAGUUGAGGACGUUGCGGGUUCUGAAUGGGGAUGAGACGAGGAGUGGGAUCUUCGCGAUGAUGCCGAAUGAGGAUCCGGACUACGGUGGUUUCCCGAUCUGUGUUACUAUCCCUGCACGCACUAUGAUUGCCAAAUUGGAGGUUUACUCCGUCGAGGCGGCGGAUGAUGUAUAA
This is a messenger RNA of Penicillium brevicompactum, 1698 nucleotides long. Its product is annotated as putative beta-galactosidase. Gene Ontology annotation, cellular component: beta-galactosidase complex. Gene Ontology annotation, molecular function: beta-galactosidase activity. The record is from RefSeq and is a predicted model, not a curated record. Lineage: Eukaryota; Fungi; Ascomycota; Eurotiomycetes; Eurotiales; Aspergillaceae. The transcript is spliced from 2 exons. The coding region runs from base 1 to 1698 and encodes 565 amino acids. Gene Ontology annotation, biological process: carbohydrate metabolic process.